UUAACGCGCAUGCGCAUGUACUCAGAAACUACGUAUAUCAAUGGAAGUGGGGUUUCGUUUUCAGAUGCCACCAGAAGAACUACUUUACCUUGUGUUGUUGUUUAUUAUAACUAGUUAUAGAUGGACAGCACGGAUGUAAUAUCGUCUGAUAAACAAUUACAGCGCUAUUUGGGCUCCCUAAGUAAGUGUAUGACUGGGUAUUUGGUUCAAAGGAUGACCAGCUGUUUGUCCGGAUCCCGCACAAUCACGGUGUACGAAGCACAGGUUAUCACAUCCCAGCCAACAGACAUGCAGAAAGCCUCCAGGCUGAUACAGAUUGUCAUUAAAAAAGGUCAAAGUGCAUGCAGUUCAUUCCUCACAUGCCUUGGAAUUUGUGACCCGGUGUUGUAUGAGAAUGUUACUGGAUUCCCAGCACAAUUUAAGGACGAGGACCAUCAACAUGUUGAGCAAAUUCCUCUCUCAGAAAAAUUGCACUUUACACCUUGUAUUAUAAACAUACAAAACUCUUCCCUGAACAACUGUAUUAUUGGGAACAACAAUCGCCAAUGCAUUACCUGUGACCAGCAUUCUUUGCUCGCUCAGAAUGAUGCAAGCGAUGGUAAGUUGAAUGAAAUGCCAGAUAUUCUGAGCAGUGAUCAACUGAUCCCAGUGAAAGACACAAUAAGUGUCAACAGUGUUCACAUGGAGCAAUCCAACAUAGAGUAUGUUAUUAUUGGUGACCAUAACAGUAUGACAGUCACUGAGAGCUCGGAGGCUGAGGAGGAUACGGACAUUGAGCCAGAAGUGAUUGGUUAACAGAUGUGAAAAAGCCUGGCAGGAGAGCAGACUCACAGUUUCGGAGAGCUGCGUAUUGUCACCUUGCCUUACCGGGCCUGACCUAUAACUCGACACUGAAAGCAUAAUAUAUGCUUUAAACUGACCAGUGUUUAGGUCCUCAGCAGCUGCUGCCAAACGCACUGAAACAUUAUCCUUUAUUGCAGAUUUUUCUAAACCUUUGUGCCUUGAGGUGGCUAUAAUAUCUGAUACUGCCUUGAUUGUUACUGAACAUGACUGCUACUGACUGUUUCUCAUGUUUUAAUGGGUACACCAGUAUUUAUUUGUUCAACAGAAAUGUAUGAAAGCAAACAUGUUGACUGACAUUGCAAUCAUCGCAAGUCUUUUAUAAGCUUAAGCUUUCUGUAAUGAAGUAAUAAGUAUGGUUUACAGUCUUAUGUCUUUCAGUAAUAUUUGUAUUUAACUUAAUAUCUAUUGAUAUUAAUUGUGAUAGAUACUCCUGAUGUUUCAAUAUAUAUUCUGUGAUAGCAUCUCAUGUAUUCCUUUAUUCUUUUUUUUUUGUGUGUGAAUUUCUUAUAAUUUUAUGUAUGUAUAGGUUAUAUGACAUGUAAGGUACUGUACAGUCAUUUUAUGUAUACUGAAGAAGGAAUGUAGCUGACGCAUUUGUGAUUCAAGAUAAAUAUU
Messenger RNA from Carassius carassius (crucian carp), 1458 nucleotides. RefSeq lists its product as uncharacterized. Lineage: Eukaryota; Metazoa; Chordata; Actinopteri; Cypriniformes; Cyprinidae. The transcript has 5 exons. Bases 121 to 795 code for a protein of 224 amino acids. Gene Ontology annotation, biological process: regulation of apoptotic process. The record is from RefSeq and is a predicted model, not a curated record.